AGUCGUGCGACCGUUAGUUACCGGAGCAGUGUGGUAUUACGGGAUGGACACACGGCAGCCUGUGUAGGCGGAGGGGGCGCUCGGCUGCUCGGUCUGCGCGACAUCCUCCGUCCGCACCGGUCGCCCGCGUGUUUCCGGUGCGCUCGCGACGCGCGUCCCGUCCCGUCCCGUCGCGUCGCGUCGCGGGAGCUGCCGACGACCGCUGACAUCACGCGAGACUUCCGGGACUCGACGGCGUCGACGUGUCGGAUACUAUCAACCGGGGGUGCGGGGCGGACGUGAGUUGACGCCGUGUGGAUGAACAACAACACUCCCAUCGUGUAAACACACGCAGGAGAUGCUGCAGCCGCUCAAUCAAAGCAGCAAUAUCCCAUCUGUCACAGCCCCGGCAGCCAUCAUGCCCGGUGAGGAUAAGGCGCCGCAGCAGACACGCCACAGGAAAAAGAACAAAAAGUCCCGCUCCAAGGGGAAGAGCCCAGGUGGGAGUCCCGGCGCCCCCCUGAGAGACACUCUAGAUGGGCAGGAUGACCUCAAUUUGCCCCCAGUCCUCCAGCCUCUGCCUCCCAAAAAGCAGGCAGAGGAGAGGCCGAAAGUGUCCGUGGCCAAGAUGGAGGAGGAGUCGUCCAUGAGCAUCUGUCUUCAGGUGGUCUUCCCCUACCUGCUGGCGGGGAUGGGCAUGGUGAUGGCCGGCAUGGUGCUGGACAAUGUACAGCACUGGGAGGUGUUUAAGGUGAUUACAGAGAUUUUCAUCCUGAUACCUGCGCUGGUUGGCCUCAAAGGAAACCUGGAGAUGACCCUGGCCGCUCGCCUCUCCACUGCUGCCAACACGGGACAAAUGGACGACCCCAGUAAACAGUGGACCAUGGUGUGCAGCAAUCUGGCACUUAUACAGGUCCAGGCCACAGUGGUGGGCUUCCUCGCAGCCGUGGCAGCCGUGUGUUUAGGGGCAAUUUCGAGGGGAGGCGUUGAACUGGACCAGGCUGCUGUUCUGUGUGCCAGCAGCAUCACCACUGCAUUUGUAGCUGCUCUCUCUUUAGGCCUGGUGAUGAUAGGCGUGAUCAUCGGCUCCAGGAAGGUGGGGAUCAACCCUGACAACGUGGCCACGCCCAUCGCUGCCAGCCUGGGGGAUCUGAUCACCCUGUCCCUGCUGGCCGGGGUCAGCACCACGCUCUACAAUCAUAUAGACACAUGGUACCUGGCCCCUCUGGUGUGUCUGGUCUUCUUGGCUCUGAUCCCGCUGUGGGUGGUGGUGGCUCGACAGAGCCCUCAGAUCCGGGAGGUUCUCCGCUCCGGGUGGCAGCCUGUCAUAGUGGCCAUGUCCAUCAGCAGUUUUGGAGGCCUCAUCCUGGACAGGACAGUGAGCGAUCCCAACUUUGAGGGCAUGGCUGUCUUCACCCCCGUCAUUAACGGAGUGGGCGGUAACCUGGUGGCCAUCCAGGCCAGUAGGAUCUCCACGUACCUGCACUUUUGGAGCAUCCCCGGCGUGCUGCCCUAUAAGAUGAGGCAGCACUGGCCCAAUCCCUGCAUCACCUUCUUCUCCUCAGGGCUGAACUCCAAGUCGGCACGCGUGCUGCUGAUGCUGGUGAUCCCUGGUCACCUGCUCUUCCUCUACGCCAUCUCUCUGCUGCAGGGAGAGGAGGCGCCCAUCUCUGUUCCCUUCACCGUCUGCUACCUCUGCGCCGCUCUGCUACAGGUGGCGAUCCUCCUUUACGUCGCCGACCUCAUCGUGCGGUACAUGUGGCGGAGGAGUCUGGACCCCGACAACUUCUCCAUCCCCUACCUGACCGCCCUGGGGGACCUGCUGGGCACGGGCUUCCUGGCCCUGUGCUUCCGCUGCGUCUCACUCGCCCAGAGCCUGGGUCUAUGAAAUGAUUCCCCCUAUUCGCCCCGAACUCUCAGCCAGCCACUGUCAUGUCGCACCGAAUGUUGUCAGCGCAGAGAUGCUUUUGAUUGGACAAUAAAGUAUUUCCUGAUCUUUUAACACUGGGCCAGUUCCUACGAAGGGAUUUGUCUCUGUCACAAAAUUCAAACCUUUGCACUGGUGGAGAGACAGCACAUGUGACACCCGCCCAUUGACGCCCAUCCUCUGGGUGCGUACCGUAGGGUUAGCUCCCUGAACACGUCCAGCCCUCAGCCGGAUCUAAUUCUUUCAUUUGAGCGCAAACAACUUUACAGUACUUCAAAGUUUCUGUCCUUCAGAACUUCGACUCCAGUAUAUUGAACUUAAGUUUAAAAUCAUUCCUCUUUAUUUGUCUGUCAUGUAACCAAACAGAAUUUGAGUUCAGUGGCUUUGAGCUCACCUCACUUCUUAGCUCGUCCCUUUGGCUUCGUCAGAGAAAUAUGGAGGAACUUUUAACGUCAUAGAAGCAGAGCUGUGUCGGCCAGUAGAUUUUUCAACAGCCUUCACUGUGAGCGUUUGGUGAAUUUGUGGAAAUUAGUUUGAACAAACAGACCUAAACUUGUCCACAUUUGGACGUGCUGGACUAUGCAUUGAGGCGAGAGGUUGUGGUGGUUGGAUGUAUUUAGUACACCAACUGGAAUUUUCCUAAUGUUUUCUCCUGAUAGUUUUUUUUUAAGAUACUGUCUUACAAGGAGUCUAUCAAACAGAUAGCAUGAGGUAUUUUCAUACAGUGAAACAGUGAGAUUAGGAGGAAGGAGAUUAAGUGGGUGUGGCAGGAGUUUGUAUCAGUCAUGAGCAAUAGAUUCACAUCCCUCCCUGCAGUUUCGUGUACUCUGUUCCACAGAGCACCAUUACAUGUUCUUUUGUUGUUGUUUUUUUUGUGUGAAGUGAGGUAAGGAUCCUAAACUAAAGUGACCAUCAAAUCUGCUUUCCCUCGGUAGGGGUGAUACAACGUAUGUGUCACCGACCCAAAUGGAGUGCAAUCCAAAUUCUCUGAAAGGCGUUUGUUACAGGUAUCGUUUGACAUUUUGGAAAAUUGUUUUGUUUUUGUUGGCUUUUCUUGCUGAGAGUUAGAUGAGAACCAUUGAAACACUGUCAUGGCCAAAUGCUGAAUAUGGAGUUAGAAAGUAGAAAAACAUAAAUCAAGACACAUGAAUUGGAUGAUUUAUGGGGUUAUGUUUUUGGCCAGGAAUAAAGUUUUUUGUGAUUGAACAAAUGACAUAUAAAAUGUUAAUUAUAAGCUUUUUGUUGGACAGUGCCAGGCUAGCUGCUUCCUCCUGUUUCUACUCUUUCACGCUGAAUGAUCGCUGUUGUCAAUCUCUUGGCAACAGAGCAAAUAAGAAUCUUUUCCUACAAGGUCAAACUCCUUGAAGGUUCUGAACCAGGAACUGUUUGUUGUGGGGGAAAAAUAUCAACUAGUAAAGCUACAGUACUAGUCCUGUGUAAAAAAAACUCCUGUAACCACUGACAGCCUAUCCCCCUCACGCAGUUCUUCCACUGUGGAGAAAUCUGUUUCACAGCAAGUCGCCACAAUACCAAAACAAUCAUAGGUAAGAGAAGGUUCUUUUUGUUUUCAGCAGGAAAUAUCACAAUUGUGACUUACACGAUCCCUCACAUAAACUGUCUCCUGAAUGUCUAAUAUGCAGAUGACGUUUUGCUUUCCGUUGGCACACAGAGUAGGUCCACGAAUGCAACGGCAUCUAUUUGGCACGUGCGAAUAAUAAUCAUGUGCAGAUGUAAGAUUGUUUAGAGACAAUACUCUCAGAGCCCUCUGAUGCCCCGAUGAAUGUGUUCACGCCUCUUGCUUUUUGAAUUGCAAUCUCAAUAUUCACAAAAUAUUUCACAAUAUUGUAUUUUCUUGUCAAUGUUGUGCUGCCACACUCGUGAAAAAGCCAACAAACCAAACAGCAGUGAACCGAUGCAGGUGACCUCCCCAAGUAUUUGUUUUUCCACCCGUCGGCCCCAGGUUUUUGUGUUUACGUUGACUGCCUAGCUGCGGAGGGUCUCGGCUGUUCCCUCACUUACUGCCUUACUGCUCAUUAUGAAGUACUUACUGCUCUAUUGAAGUAGCACAUUCAUCUCACAUUUAAAGUCAUGUUUAAGCAUCCUGAUAUCCAAACUGACAUAUGUGUAUAUAUAUAUAUAUGUAUAUAUAUAUAUAUAUAUGUAUAUGUAUAUAUAUACACACAUAUAUAUAUAUAUACACACACAUAUAUAUAUAUACAUACACAAAAGAUUACAAUUACUGCAUAAACCAGGGUUUUGGAAACAGAGUUUAUAGUCUGAAGUACACUGGCCAUCUCUGUAUCCUGCUAUCGUACUCGCAUGUUUGCAUUUCUUGGUGCGUGUAUGAGCAUCAUCUCAAAGUUUUACACAGUAUCUCAAAACCACACAGAAGUGUGUGUCUGUGCGUGCGUGCGCGAAUGCACUCAUGGAGUCAGAGUCACAUGGAACAUUUUUUUCUACUUGCUGUUACCUGUUGUAUCUUUAGAGGAAAAACCUCAUACACACUAAAAAAUUGAGGCGAUUCUCAUCGGAUGAAUAUUUACGUGAGGUAUUUCUGUGCUGAUAGUGCUUUGCUGAAAGCUUUGACUGUGACACUGUCACACAGUACUUUCUACGCUAGAAGGCAGAGACAUAUUGACGAUGCACUAAUCGAAUCACAGUUUAUUUUCACGUGAGCCUACCGUUUGAUAUUCAUGUGUUCACUGUGAUCCUGUGCGAUUUAGAUCUUGAGGUCGUGUUGCGUCAGAACAUGCAGUAUGUGUGUCUUAAUCAGUGGGCUGGACGAUAUAACCUGAACCUGCAUCGUUAUAUUUAUUUAAUAAAUGUAAUAUUUAUUUUAAUACAUCUUUGGAUUUUUUUUAUUUAUUGUUGUGUUGGGUCACAUCUAACCUACUUGAUUACAAUCUGACCAGUUAAAGGUUCUAGACCUCUGGACACAGCUUACUGUUUCCUGUAGCCUUUCUUCUAUUAGAUAUAUGGACCAGGUUCAUAAUAAUGGUAGGAAAUUGUUACAUGUGUAUUCGUUUAUUGCCAAGAUUUAGAUGAGAAGAUUGCUUAAAGGGGCAGUGAGCGCUUCUAAACAAACAUACGUUUUGUAAAAAUCUGCGAAUAUUUCCUCACAGUCCACUAGUUGUCGCUUUUGUGUGUAUGUGUGCGGCGGGGGAAAAAAAUCAGGGUUUUCGCCGCAGCCCAGCCCCUUUAAAUCGAAAACAAAAAAAAAAUGGUUCGGACCGCACCAAACAACAACGCAAGUGCCGUUCAUAAAAAACAUCACUCCGUUUGUGAACAAUAGCGCUGCUAUUCCGGCCUAGUGGCCAGUGCGCUGGUCUCCCAUACCCGAGGUCGGGGGUUCGCGACCCGGCCAGAGCGGUAAAAUCACAACAACAACAACAAAGAGAGAACACAGCCUUCUCAAGAAUCACUUAGUGCCCUCUUCGUCUUCUGUUGUAAUAGUAAGAAGAACAAAAAAACAUAAUUAAAAUCCCGUUGGCAUUUCAAAUAAUGCAAACAACCAAGUCUUCAGUGUUCGUUAAGCCCUUCUCAUGCACCCUUUAAAAAAAAAAAAGAAGUAUGGUUUAUCAUCCAGCCCCGCCAAUUGGGGUAUGUCCGAGUGUGAUGAAAAAGUUAUUACAAACUUGCACUUUAGCUGUAAUAGUUGCCUUGAAAACAAAACCAGUGUCUACUGUCUCGAGUAAAAAUCUCGUCAUCUACAACCCUGUCAGUGUCCUCCCUCUCUUUCUUCCUGUAGGCCAAACUUGGUACUGUACUUUAACGUUGACGCUGCCACAUGGAGACCGUAGAGACCUUUGCCUUUAGUUUCUCUAACCUCGCUGUGUUCACCGUCACCAGAGCUUCCACACCUACACCGUUUUUACUGUCGUGUGUGUGUGUGUGUGUGUGUGUGCGUGUGUGUGCGCGCGUGCGUGUGUAAAGAUCAAGUGUGGGAUCAAAAACGUGUUUGGCAAAAAGUUGGUGUUUAUGUGAUUUUGUGGCUACGAUGAAUUAUAUUUUAAUAAAAAGCAACCAUGUAAUGAAA
This is a messenger RNA of Scophthalmus maximus (turbot), 5942 nucleotides long. RefSeq names its product solute carrier family 41 member 3-like. Gene Ontology annotation, cellular component: plasma membrane. The record is from RefSeq and is a predicted model, not a curated record. NCBI's taxonomy places the organism in Eukaryota, Metazoa, Chordata, Actinopteri, Pleuronectiformes, Scophthalmidae. The coding region runs from base 338 to 1867 and encodes 509 amino acids. Gene Ontology annotation, biological process: monoatomic cation transport. The transcript is spliced from 11 exons. Gene Ontology annotation, molecular function: monoatomic cation transmembrane transporter activity.